Messenger RNA from Pseudovirgaria hyperparasitica, 1979 nucleotides. Its product is annotated as n-alkane-inducible cytochrome P450. Bases 228 to 1820 code for a protein of 530 amino acids. The record is from RefSeq and is a predicted model, not a curated record. Lineage: Eukaryota; Fungi; Ascomycota; Dothideomycetes; Acrospermales; Acrospermaceae. The transcript has 4 exons. Gene Ontology annotation, molecular function: heme binding; oxidoreductase activity, acting on paired donors, with incorporation or reduction of molecular oxygen, reduced flavin or flavoprotein as one donor, and incorporation of one atom of oxygen; iron ion binding.
CAGGAAACAUCCAUGGAUUCCUGCCGCUCUUGCCAAGGCCGGAGCCAUCUCCGAUAUUCCCUUCACCACUAAGAUACAAGACAAUUCCGUCCCGAUCAUCAAGUCUUGCUUCGACGAACGCAAUGCAUUAAGCACCUGGGGCCUUGCUGGCCCUCCUCUCACUGGCUAGCUGCAGAUGGUGCCGCAAUGUAGGCAUACGUCUGUAAUAAAUGUAAUGCUUUUGCACGAUGGAGGAUGCCACUGACCCGAGUUCGAAGUCCACAACUCGGCCCAUCAUAAUACAAAAAUCUGCGGGGCUCCUGGCCGGUACCAAAAUGCCACGUUUGAUACUGGCUCUAUGCGCUAUGCUGUCGCUGUUUGCCUACAAACUCUGGCUAAAACGCAAGAAAGAAAAGAUUCGCCAGCGUUUUUCAAGAGACAAUGGCUGUCAGCCUCUCCGAGAUUGGGAUUCGCAUUGGCCCCUGGGCCUUGACCUCUUACUUAAAGCCUUUCGAUACGCUCGCUCACAUCAAAUCCUUCAGUUCUUCCUCUCCGUAUUGAAGAAAUCUGGAACUACAUGUCAGCAGAGUUUGCUGGGAGCGACUGGCGUUUUGACCAUAGAUCCAGAGAAUAUUGAGGCUAUUCUUUCUACAAAGUUUGAGGAUUUCGGUAUGGGACUGCGAGCACCGACGUUCUACCCACUGCUUGGUUCCGGUAUUUUCACCCAGGACGGUGUAGAGUGGCAGCAUUCGCGAAACCUAUUGCGGCCGCAGUUUAUGAACAAUCGCUUCCAGAACUUCGAGCAUAUCAAGGAGUGUGUGGAAAAUCUGCUCAAACAUGUACCCGACUCAGGGGUGGUUGAUCUUCAACCUCUUUUUUUCCGCUUCACAUUCGACACCACCAUGUUCCUACUCUUCGGCAAGGCCAUCUCAUCAUUAGACUCAACGGAAAUCGCGAACAAAGAGUCAAGGUUCGCACAUGGUUUUGUCGUUGGCCAGGAUUAUCUUGCACAUCGCGGCCGCCUCGGUGAGUUCUACUGGGUGCUGAACGACCGGACAUUUCGCGAUGCGUGUAAAACAUGCCAUCAAUUCGUCGAUGAAGCAAUACAAUCUGCCAUUAAUGACGCCACUAGCAGCACCCAGUCAGAUGGAGCAGUAAAGUCCGAUAUUGAUGACCAUCGAGGUGUGAGCAAGAAAGAGUAUAUAUUCAUCCACGCACUUUUACGAGAAACACAGGACCGCAAGGCGCUACGUGACCAAUGCCUCAACAUCCUCCUGGCCGGGCGUGACACGACGGCCUGUUGUCUCAUAUGGACCUUUCGCCUGCUCGCUCGUCAUCCCAAUGUCCUUGCACGGUUGAGAGACGAGAUCAAAGCAAUAACAGGCUUAGGGCCCACCGCCGAAACACCGACACGGGCGCACAUCAAACGUAUACCCUAUCUCGACCUGGUUCUAAAAGAAGUACUGCGGUUAUACCCCUCUGUACCAGUCAACUCACGUACCGCCCAGUGUGAUACCGUCCUACCAGUUGGAGGUGGCCACGACGGGAGGGGUCCAAUUCUUGUACGUGAGGGGGAAGCAGUGGGAUAUUGCGUGUAUGCCAUGCAUAGAAGGAGAGAUAUUUACGGCCCGGAUGCAGAUGAGUUUCGACCCGAGAGAUGGGAGGGACAUGAGUUAAGCGAAGUUGGUUGGGGCUAUUUACCUUUCAACAAGGGCCCCCGAAGGAUUUUGCUUUAUUGGAAGCGGGAUUUGCCAUCAUCCGGAUCAUUCAGUCGUAUCCUGAGUUUACAGUGCCGGCAGAUGAAAAAGAAUUUAAGCUUGGUGAUGAAGGACAGCACCUAACAUUGGUGGUAUAUCCUGAAAAGGGGUGUCGCAUAGUCUUACCACCACAAAGAUGAAUAAAUGCAUUAAAUUCUGACUACCCAUCACAUAAGUGGUAUAUUCGCAGCCAAGAGAAACGUCAUGCACAUCAUUGCCGAAUGGGUCACCACGUGCUUUCCA